GUUCAGAUUCCUUUCAGCCCACCGUCAUCAUCACAAAGCUAUGGCCAGGGACCGGGGUCUGCACCGCAUUCACCAUACCCCAUGUCAUCACAACCGUCAUUUGCAAAGUAAGUGAAACUUCUGUCAGUGUUACCUUGGUGCUUCCCAAGUCCUUUGUCACGUAAGAAUGUCCUCUUACAGAGCAAAAACUGUGCUGCAACCAAAUAAGCAACCAAGUAAAACAUGUGCUGCAAUUUAUUUUGAGUGUAGUGCCAUAAGUCUCUACUAUAAAAAUUAUUCACUAUGAUGCAUACAUUAUAACUGACUACCAUCGUACACGUAAAUUUCAAAUCUGUGUUGAUUAUGACAACAUCUUUAGCUAAGCGUGUAAAAUUAAUGUGGUGUCAAUCAUGUAAAACACAAAAAAACAAUAUUUAUUAUAUCAGCAGAAUGUUUUGAUUGCAGCCUUUAAAGAUUCUGUUAACAAAUUUGACUUGUGGUAUUUUUAUCUUUUCAGUCAUUAAUUUAUUGAAUUAAUGGAAAUCUAUUUUUAAUUAUUAACCAAUAAUACUUUUUAAGUGGAAUUUUACAUUUUUUAAAUCAGGUCUUCCAAUGUCACUGGCACUUGUGGUAACAGAUUGUUAUGUCAUAAUGCUUCAACAAUUUUUUUGAAAGAUUUUGAAAACACCUUAAUUACAGUUAUUUCAAUUUAUUUUGUUGACUCCGAGCCCUCUUAACCAAAACUCCCAUUGACUACUUCCUUUUAAUGUUACAAAAUUAUUUACAUUUGAGCCUUCAAAAAGUCAAAUUAAAUUUUUUAAAUACAUUUUUUUGUUUCAACCAUUCAUUUCAGCUUGUCACCAGGACCACCACAUAUGAUGUCACCUGGGUAUCCAACAGGGGGCAUGGUUCCAAGGGGCCCGGGGGGCUUUAAUCAGAUGGGCCACCCUGGAGGUCCCAGAGGCCCC
Molecule: messenger RNA, 947 nt
Organism: Lymnaea stagnalis (great pond snail)
Lineage: Eukaryota; Metazoa; Mollusca; Gastropoda; Lymnaeidae
Source: the annotation of a GenBank genome assembly